Molecule: messenger RNA, 10228 nt
Organism: Doryrhamphus excisus (bluestripe pipefish)
Lineage: Eukaryota; Metazoa; Chordata; Actinopteri; Syngnathiformes; Syngnathidae
Source: RefSeq, a predicted model, not a curated record
AUUUUACUGUACAUUUCAUUUAAGUUAUGAACAUUAAGUGGAGAUAAAUAAAAAAAACCACAGUUAAGUACGAUAAGGUUAUUGUGUGGGUAAAGCUAGCGACUGUCCGACGUCGCCUGUCAAGACUUCUGGCGACUUGUGUGCGGGCUGAGAGCAAGCGAGCAGGCCGCCCACACCAAAUCUCUUUAGGCUACUUUGCGCAUGUACCGCCGCUCACAGCCAGCAUUGCAUCGACUCCAAGAUGGCGAAAGCACGUCUGGUGUGCCUCCUGACUCUCCUCUCAACUCACUGCUACUUCAGCGCAUUAGCCGUGGUACUGAAGACAGACAACAACUCACCGUGGACGGAUGAGUUUGACAGAGUUGAGCUAUCGUGUUUGAUCGACUCCAUUUCCACUCACAAUCCCAGAAUCGAGUGGAAAAAGAUCAAACCUGAGGGACCAAGCUAUGUGUACUUUAACAUGAAGGUUUCAGGCGACUUGGCCAACCGAGCGGUGAUCAGAGAGCCGGCGACGUUGGUAAUAACCAACGCCACGCGAUUGGACACGGCCAAAUAUCGCUGCGAGGUCACGGCUGCGGAUGACCAGAAGUCCUUUGACGAGAUUGUGAUUGACCUUGUCGUUCGAGUUAAACCGGUGGUUCCGAAAUGCAGCGUUCCCAAAUCGGUACCUUUUGGGAAGUCGGCAGAGCUGAGUUGCGUGGAGGAAGAAGGCUUCCCAAAGUCACAGUACCAGUGGUUCAAGAACAAGGAGGAGAUUCCUGACGAUCCCAAGAGCAGCCACAAAUUCUUCAACUCCUCAUACACACUCAACUCGGAAUCAGGAAUUCUGAAGUUCAUCUCGGUCAGAAAAGAAGACGCAGGCGAGUACUACUGCCGAGCAAGAAACGACGCAGGAUAUGCUGAGUGUGCGCCGCAGAAGAUGGAAGUCUAUGAUAUCGAUGUUGUGGGGAUUAUCCUUGGAGUGGUGGUAGUGGUGCUGGUGCUCUUAUGUAUAUCAGCCGGAAUCUGCUGUGCAUACAGACGAGGCUACUUCGCAAGUCAAAAACAGGCGGGGAACAAUUACAAAGUUCCAGCUAAAGGAGAUGGAGUGGACUAUGUCAGGACGGAGGAUGAGGGAGACUUCCGACACAAAUCGUCAUUUGUGAUCUGAAAAAAAAAAAAAGACGAGAGGACAUCAGCGGCCAAUGUGCCAAGUGUGAACGUGACGGGCGGGACAGGCGUCCACGCCUCACCCAACGGAGCCGCCACAGUUCAGGCUCCGAGCUCUCUCGGCAUGACUGAAAUCCAACUUUUCCAAAUCCAACCGUUUGCCAAAGGUGACAAGGUUUGACAGGACAACUCUUUGCAAAAACUCUUUUCUCGGAUCUGAGUUUGAUUUUUCGCCAGCAAUCUGAAUCUCUUCCUCAACUGUGGACUUUAAAGUUAUUUCCUGGUUGCACAUUCGACUUACACCCAAAUCAGCCAAUCCUGACACAUCUCGACACAACGAUUCAAACUUUUUUUUUUUAUCUACUGUUGAAAUUUGUCACUCUAUUUUUGAUGGAAUAUAUUUUAAAUGCCUAUAGAUAAAGGUUUACUUUUUUAAAUAUUUGUAAAAUACUAACUGUGUUUUUUUUUUAAUUCUAAUUAUUAUUUGCUUGUGGGUUUAAAUAUGUUACUUUAACCACUUUGUCAGCCUGUAAGCAUUUAUACCUUAAAAGAAGGACAAACGGAAGCAGACUCGUGUCGGCAUAUCAACGUGUGUGGUUCAUGAUCGGCGGUCAUGUUUUAAAAACUCUCCGCUGGGAUUGCCCAACCCCCCCCCCCCGGUUCCGUUGUCAGACGCCUCCGGUUUUCUUUGUUAGAUAGUCUUAGCGAGAGGCUUUGAAGAGUGCCAGUCAAAUGCUGUGAAACACUGUACAUGAUCAGUGUGCUGUGUUUUCUUGAUUUUAAGUGUCCUUCUAUGCUUGCUGUUCAACUUGUAUAUAUUGAAUUUUCUGUAAAGAGUGUCGUUGUCACCCCCGGGCGUUGAGUAUGAGACAGGCCGUGUGAGUUAGCUGGGGGAAAUAAUCCGAAAUUCACGCCAAACACGAAGGUAGCACAAAAUGUAUACCUAGUAGCGAAAUAAUGUGAAGUUGCGUUUGAUGUGUGCGGAAAAGUGAAUCGUAUCAUAUCGUUAGCAUUCUGGGGAUUUGUGGCAAAACCAAAAAGUGACUGAGCAUAAAAAAAAAUAAAAAUAACAUCGACUCUACGUGGAAGCAACGAGGCAAGAAGGGAGAGUAGACGAAACUAUAAUGAAGAAAAGUAUGACUUAUAGUCUGGAAAAUACGCUACAAUCUGGCAUCUUCCUGCUACAUAUCGAUAUCAACUGAUAUUACUAGGGAUGUCUAUUAAUUAUCGGUACCGAUAAUUAUCGAAUAUCAGAUAUCAGUAUUUUUACAUCACUAUCAAAAUAUAAUAUCGGUCGAUAUCGUAUCAACUGAUAUUACCAGUGAUUUCCAAUAAUUAUAGGUACUGAUAAUUAUCAGUAUCAGAUAUCAGUAUUUUGAUAUCACUAUCAAAAUAUAAUAUCGGUUGAUAUCAUAUCAACUGAUAUUACCAGUGAUGUCCAAUAAUUAUAGGUACUGAUAAUUAUCAGAUAUCAGUAUCAGAUAUCAGUAUUUUGAUAUCACUAUCAAAAUAUAAUAUCGGUCGAUAUCAUAUCAACUGAUAUUACCAGUGAUGUCCAAUAAUUAUAGGUACUGAUAAUUAUCGGAUAUCAGUAUUAGAUAUCAGUAUUUUGAUAUCACUAUCAAAAUGUAAUAUCUGUCGAUAUCAGUAUCAACUGAUAUUACUAGGGAUGUCUAAUAAUUAUAGGUACUGAUAAUCAUUGGAUAUCAGUAUCAGAUAUCAGUAUUUUUACAUCACUACCAAAAUAUAAUAUCGGUCGAUAUCGUAUAAACUGAUAUUACCAGUGAUGUCCAAUAAUGAUAAUUAUCGGAUAUCAAUAUCAGAUAUCAGUAUUUUGAUAUCACUCUCAACAUGUAAUAUCGGUCGAUAUCAGUAUCAACUGAUAUUACUAGGGAUGUCUAAUAAUUAUAGGUACCGAUAAUCAUUGGAUAUCAGUAUCACAUAUCAGUAUUUUGAUAUCAGUAUCAUAAUGUAAUAUCGGUUGAUAUCAGUAUCAACUGAUAUUACUUGGGAUGUCUAAUAAUAAUAGGUACCGAUAAUUACCAUUUAUCAGUAUCAAUAUCAGUAUCAGAUAUUAGUAUUUUGAUAUCAGUAUCAUAAUGUAAUAUCGGCCGAUAUCAGUAUCAACUGAUAUUACCAGUGAUGUCUAAUAAUAAUAGGUACAGAUAAUUAUCUGCCUGAUAUUAAUAUAAAAAUGUGGUAUCGGUCAAUAUCAGUAUCUGAUUUUUUUCCCGAUGAUGAAAACUGAUAUUAAAAAAAUGCUGUCUCCAACACGUAUUGAUUCCACCACAGGAGAUAUGUCAUGUUACAUGAUAUCGGUAUCGCCUGAUAUCAGUAUCAAAAAACCUAUGUCCACACUAACACAGAUGUUCUAAAAAUGCAUAUUUUUGUUCGUGUUUUAGCCUUUUGUUCAAGGGAAAAACUCUUUAUAAAAAGUCAAGACGGGUAAAAACUAGGAAUACCGGUAACUUUUUAUAUGUAGUAUUUUUCUAAUUUAGAUUUAACUGUAGUUUUUGCACAAGUGGAGCUAGCGUUGACUCAAACAAAGUGAAUUUGACUAGCCGUACCUGUAGAUUUAUCACUACUAUUAACAUAGAAAACAGUUUUACUAGCCGACAAAAGCCGGUAUCUUCAACGAUGGUAAAAAAAAAAGCUCGUCAUCCAGCGCAUAUCAAUGAUUGACUCUGGCAAACUUUUUUGCACUUUUUAAACGCCGCGGCGAUAGGAACAAGCCCCCGGACGUCUUAAGUGACGCUGGUGUUACUGGUGGCUGAUGUAUUUUUUUUUUUCCUCGUCACGGAAUGUUUGGCACAUUUGUCAGAAGGUCUUCCUUUGAUUACAGGAUCAACGCCAUGUUUGUUUACAAGUGAGCUCAAGUCUGUGGCACGUCACAGGAAAAAAAAAAUCAGCGCUUGAUUUGCUCACGCUAACUCACCUACAGCACAGUAUGGGUAAUCUCACCUCAUUGGAUCUUUCUUCAUCGGUUAACCAUAAUUAUGUAACUUAAUUUUUUAUUAGUUUUGUCAUAAUAUUACACUUUAAAUGACAUUUUCUUUAACAUUUCAACUUCAUACUGCUAAAAUAGAACUUAGCUAAUUAAUUUUUGUUAAGAAUACGACUUUUUUUCUUGAUGUUUUGAAAAUCGUUGCUGUUGUUUUGUAAAUAAUUUCAAAUUUGUUCUCGUAACACUUGUUCAGCAACCUAAGUUUCCAAAAAAAAAUCAAAAAUCACAUUUUUGUUUGUUUAUCAUCAUUAGAGAUGUCCGAUAAUCAUCGGUACCGGAAUCAGCAUACAAUUGCAAUAUCGGUUGAUAUCGAUAUCAGAUUUUUUCAAGACCGAUAUUACUAAAAUGUAUACAACACAUAUGUGUGUUCAUUCCACCACACGAGAUAUGUCACGUUACACAUAUCGAUCUUGGUAUCGGCUGAUAUCGGUAUCGGAAAUUGAGUCUGUUUUCAGCAAAAAAAAAGCCAAUAUGCAACAUCCCUAGUCAUAAUAUUAUAACUUUAAAAAACUUCCUUUUUCUUUGAUAUUUGUCAUUAUGCUACUAAAACAAUAUUUUGACUUUAUUCUUAUAAAAUUACUGCUAUUUAUAGAGUGUGCUGCGGCCCAAUAAUAAGUAAAUAAUAAAUAAGUCAACUCUGACUGUGGAUGAGGGCGGCACGGCGGUCGAGUGGUUAGCGCACAGACCUCACAGCUAGGAAACCAGGGUUCAAUUCCACCCUCGGGCAUCUCUGUAUGGAGUUUGCAUGUUCUCCCCGUGCAUGCGUGGGUUUUCUCCGGGUACUCCGGUUUCCUCCCACAUUCCCAAAACAUGCUAGGUUAAUUGGCGACUCCAAAUUGUCCAUAGGUAUGAAUGUGAGUGUGAAUGGUUGUUUGUCUAUAUGUGCCCUGUGAUUGGCUGGCUGGCGACCAGUCCAGGGUGUACCCCGCCUCUCGCCCGAAGACAGCUGGGAUAGGCUCCAGCACCCCCCGUGACCCUCGUGAGGAUAAGCGUUAGAAAAUGAAUGACUGAAUAAAUAUUGCCAAAAAAUAAAUGUACAAAAAACAGACAUAAUAUAUAUAAUAUAUAUAAUAUUUUUUAAAAUUACUUAAAAUAUUAAUUUAGAUGUAUUUUGAUUUCUAUUAGUUUACAUAUUUUUAUUACAUUUUUUUGAAAAUGUAAAAUAAUUUUAUUACUUAUUACAGUUACAAUCCACUGCAUGGUGUAUUAGUGGUUAGCUUGAUGUAUGCUGGCUGGUGGCCAGUCCAGUGUGUACCCCGCCUCUCGUCCGAAGACAGCUGGGAUAGGCUCCAGCACCCCCGCAACCCUUGUGAGGAAAAGCGGUAGAAAAUGAAUGAAUGAAUGACUUUGGAUGAGUUAUUUCAACACUAUAUCAACAAACCGGCAUUAUAAUGCACGACCGAGUCCACUGUGAUUCCUUUUUCAGGCUUCUGAUUGGACAAAAUGCAUAUUUUUCUUAAAAGAACCAGAAUGCGGAAAUUGCAUUUUUUCAAUUAUCCAUGUUUGUGUGGACAUGGCUCAAUCAUCAAGUGUUCCUCGUUGCUCCACCUGGUUUAGUAAUACACAAACCUCUCACCUUUUAGGUUCAUUUCUGCACGUUUUAAAUAGAAGCACAAUAAAGAACCGAGAGACCUAGCAGCCUCUUAUCAACAUAGCCUAUAAUUACUUGAGGUACGAUUUCACAGCACAGCACACACAAUGGGCGACCACGCUAUUUAGCAGAAACCUAAUAAAUAUUCACUGAGUAGAUUUAGUCUAAAUAAACUAAAUGUUAACGAAAGCGGGUACAAUAAAGUUUAAUGUUACAUGAAUUGCUCUCAGGGGUCUGAAGGGGUCAGCAAUGUCACCGAUUGUCUUGUCAGUUGUUUCAUUUCCUUUCAAGAUGAUGUCUGUGAAAGUUGUCAGUCGUGAAGUACAAUCCGGCGUCAGUCAUGACCGUUUGCCAAGUGGCGACCGGCGUACCUCGUCGCGCCGCCCCGUAUCGUACCCGACAUACUGGGAUGUGGUGUAGAAAAUAUGCUUAUGAGGAGGUGAUAUAAAAGGUUCCAUUUGUAAGGCUGGUAAAAAGGUAACAUUAAACCGGGACAUUCAUAGCAUGCGGGGCUAAAUGUGACACCCGUGUCUGAGCACUGAGUGGGGUGUUCUUAAACAGCUGAGCGCUGCACUCGUUGCCCUUCCUUCUUGUCAUCUUUUCAAGCACCAAAACAAGAAGAAAUCCUGCUAAUUCCAUCCCAUCAUCCAAUGUUACCUUUUCACUGCUUUGUUUAAAACCAGGGGUGUUCAAAGUGUGGCCAUUUCCCAUUUUUAUUGAUCCUUGGCAUAACUCAGUCCGCUACAAACCCUCACUCUAGAUUGACGUUGAUGUUCUCCUCUCAUUUCGGAUCAACAUUUGCAAUUAUUACUAGGGAUGUCCGAUCAUUAUGGGCCUGAUAUCCAUAUCAAAAUGUAAUAUCAGUCGAUAUCUGUAUCAACUGGGGAUGUUUAAUAAUUAUCGUCUAAUUGUCGAAGUCUAAUAAUUAUCGGAUAUCAAUAUCAGUAUCAGAUAUAAGUUUUUUGAUAUCACUAUCAAAAUGUUAUAUUGGUCGAUAUCGGAAUCAACUGAUAUUACCAGUGAUGUCUAAUAAUUAUCGGUACCGAUAAUUGUCGGAUAUCAAUAUCAGAAUCAGAUAUCAGUAUUUUUAUAUCACUAUCAAAAUGUAAUAUCGGUCGAUAUCUGUAUCAACUGAUAUUACUAGGAAUGUUUAAUAAUUAUAGGUACCGAUAAUUAUGAGAUAUGAGUAUCAGAUAUCAGUAUUUUGAUAUCACUAUCAAAAUGUAAUAUAGGUCAAUAUCAGUAUAAACUGAUAUUACUAGGGAUGUCUAUUAAAUAUUGGCACUGAUUAUAAUCUGAUACCAGUAUCAGAUAUCAGUAUUUUGAUAUCACGAUCAAAAUGUAAUAUCCGUCGAUAUCGAUAUCAACUGAUAUUACUAGGGAUGUCUAUUAAUUAUAGGUACCGAUAAUCAUUGGAUAUCAAUAUCAGUAUCACAUAUCAGUAUUUUGAUAUCAGUAUCAUAAUGUAAUAUCGGUUGAUAUCAGUAUCAACUGAUAUUACGAGGGAUGUCUAAUAAUAAUAGGUACCGAUAAUUACCGUUCAUCAGUAUCAAUAUCAGUAUCAGAUAUUAGUAUUUUGAUAUCAUAAUGUAAUAUCGGUCGAUAUCGGUAGUGGUGUCUAAUAAUUAUAGGUACCAAUAAUUAUUGCAUAUCAAUGUCAGACAUCAGUAUCACAAUGUAAUAUCGGUCAAUAUCAGUAUCAACUGAUAUUACCAGUGAUGUCUAAUAAUAAUAGGUACAGAUAAUUAUCUGCCUGAUAUUAAUAUAAAAAUGUGGUAUCGGUCAAUAUGAGUAUCUGAUUUUUUUCCCGAUCAUGAAAACCGAUAUAAAAAAAAUGCUGUCUCCAACAUGUAUUAAUUCCACCACAGGAGAUAUGUCAUGUUACACAUAUCGGUAUCGCCUGAUAUCAGUAUAAAAAAAAACUUGUAUAGCCAGUAUCGGACAUCCCUAAUGAUUAAAUCCAUUCAGCUCCAGAACCCUCCCCUUCUCUCUUCAGUUGCCAUUGUUCACUAGCAACAGAAGCUAACAAGAAGCUAACAAUGUUGUUCCUCUAGUCAAGUGUCUGAGGCAGUGUGGCGGUCCCAGGAAAGUAUACGCCAUUCCUUUAUGGACGAAGUGGGGAAGAGCCUACUUUGGAUUGCUUUUAGCGUCUUUAAAUGUACAAAAUGUAUCAAAAUGUAUCAAAACAGCCCAGCGUCCUCAAAUUUUGUCUGCGGUUGAAACUUUGAACGCCCCUGCUUUAAAUAUUAAAACGGCAGCAAGAAGAGCUAAAAUGAGUUUUACCACAAAGUCAUUUCAGUUGACUGAUGGAUAGCGACUGAGGUAUAGGAGUCACGCAUACGCCCCCACCCCCCCAUCUUCAUUUAUACAAAUUUCAUUCCUCCCAAGUGCCUUCUGCCUUUAAAAUAGAUGGCCGCCCACAUCUGUGCGUGAUGCGUUGGUAUUUUGCAUUCAUUUCCAAGCGUGGCGUUUGAGAGGAAUGAUGUCACUGCAAAUUUCAUGUGCAAAUUUGUACUUUAUUUUUUUUUUCCAUAGAUUAGACUAGACAUACUGAAGUAGACAUGGAAAACAUAUCAGUGCCUAAAUAUAGUAUUUGGGGGGUGGUGUGGGUGGGGGGGUAUUUUUGGUAAAGACACAUCACACUAUGAAGUAAAUCACGUAUGAGCGCGACAAUGGUAAAGCAUUCUAUCAACAUAUUUAAGGGCAAUCUCAACCAAGCUGUCUUUCUACUGUAUGUGUCUUUUAUCAUUCACUCUGUCUUGGGGUUUUGGUUUUUUUUUUGGGGGGGGGGGUCUGAACUCAUACUGUGUAACGUCUUUGGAGGGCUCGCUGGGGAUCAUUAGUGCAUUCUAGAACCACUUUAUUUGUGAUUAAUAAAACUCACUUCUAAUAUUACUGGAGAUGUGGGUUUGUUUUUGUUUUUUUUGGACGCAAGUUGUCCCUAGAGCAAUGCUUUUCAAAUCAAUUUUAUGUUUUAUAAGGUUGGCAGGUUGUCUUAAAUGACUUAUUUUAUGUGAUUAUGUCUACUAUGUUCGGUAAUAUGAGUGUAAUGGUGAAUAUAGGGGUGCUAUUUCAUGUUCAGAGGUUUCUAAUAAUGCUUAUGUGUGAUUAUUUAGAAGUUGGAAACAGGUUAUGUAUGCUGUAACUACUACAUUCAUUCAUUCAUUGAUUCAUUUCCUUAUCCUCACAAGGGUCGCAAGGGGGUGCUGGGGCCUACCCCAGCUGUCUUCUACACCCUGGACUGGUGGCCAGCCAAUCACAGGGCACAUAUAGACAAACAACCAUUCACACUCACAUUCAUACCUAUGGACAAUUUGGAGUCGCCAAUUAACCAGUGGCUAAUAGUCUAAAAAUAAAGAAUUCAUUUCAAGAAAUGCUGCAAAUGUUUGACAGACAGUAUGAAUGACAUGCACAAACUGUCACAAACGUGUCACAAACUGAACGAUGAUAAUGCAAUAUUUCCUUUACUAUAUCAUGAUAUGGUAUCAUAAAUUUUGGACUAUUAAUAUUAAUAUAUUUUGUGGCCGUAUUCAACCACAAAACAGUAAUUAAUUCAUUCAUUUUCUUCCACUUAUCCUCACGGGGGGGAGUGCUGGAGUGGAGGUGAGCGUCUCCUGGGUGGCAUGACACAAAAUAAUUAGGAUUCCUUAUUUAUAAAUACAUUUAUGGAAAAAAAAUUAUAAAAACAUUUUAUAAAUGUAAUAUUUUUGUAGUUAGAGCACAGAAAACUAGUUCCAGUUUCUGAUCUUCCAAAUAUCACACAUAAACAUUAUUAGAGCCUUCUGGACAUGAAAUAACACCCCUACAGUUACCUUUACACUCGUAUUACCCAACACAACAUGUCAUUUUAUUUUUAAUAAUACGUUUUUUUGACUGAUUAAUUUAUUGCUUCUAUUAAAAAGAUGAAGUCAGCUUUUUUUGAGAUAUUACUGGACAGCAUUUGGAUGUCGUUACUUUCCAGCAUGUAAUAUUUCAUAAAGACGUUAUUUCCGGGAAGGCAGUCUGUUUGUACAAAGCGCGGUGUCACACACUAUCUGUAUUCUUCCAGCACAACACAGCACGGCUGUAUUUUCAGAAAAAUCCCGCCAGCGAGGCCGUGACCUUUCCCUUAAUCCACUGUUUUCAGCCGCUCACCGCCUGAAUGCCACACAGCACAACGGUGCUCUUUCCUCUUCUGACCCUCAGAGAACAAACAAGCUUUUCCUUUUGCUAAAUGCUCAGAUGGCAGCCUUUAAUUCUAACGUUCGACCAAUCGCCAUGUCUGCUCCCUCAAAGAUCACAUGUACCUGUACUUCCUGUUUCCUGCCCACAGCCACUAUAAUGCCAAUCCGUAGGAGUGUAAUAAUAUAGAAUGAAAUAAUAAUGUAUUAAUAAUACUAUGAAUGACUUAGUAAAUGUGCUGUCGGUAGAAAUAAAAAGGAGCAUCAACACAGCGACAGCAUGGCGCUGGCAGAUCAGAUCAGCUGAGAGGUCAAGCCAUGAGA